Molecule: messenger RNA, 1173 nt
Organism: Myxozyma melibiosi
Lineage: Eukaryota; Fungi; Ascomycota; Lipomycetes; Lipomycetales; Lipomycetaceae
Exons: 3
Coding region: 1-1173 (390 amino acids)
Biological process (GO): attachment of mitotic spindle microtubules to kinetochore; protein localization to kinetochore
Cellular component (GO): kinetochore
Source: RefSeq, a predicted model, not a curated record
AUGUCAGUCGCAGUGAACGAACCAGUUGACAUACCCGCCGACUUUAUUGCCAACAACCGCACUAUCCUCUCAUCAUUCAACGACGCAGACUUCAGUUUUUUAAAGCAGGAGCAUGAGUUCAAAACAUGGCCGAAUCGAAGCCAGUACUCUGCAUUGGGUAGUCCUGGUCAUACAGUGACGCAGAAUAACGCAACCACGGAGACAAACACUGGACUCUUGGAUCGGUCUAACCCCGCGGCGAUCGAGUUCGAACUGAAAGAUUACAAGGAGCUAUUUUCGAAACUGAAGGUCACCUACCUUGAACAAGAGACAAAGGAAGCAUUUUUAAGAAUUAUCUUGGAGGAUGAUGAGGAGGAUGGAGAAGAGGCAAAUGGAAAAGAGCUGAAAUUGUGGAAAAUCGGACAGAAGGAGAUUGAUGAAGUCACAGAGCGAAAUGCCGAGCUGAAAGCUGUCUUGGUAGAUAAGAAGAAGAGCUUACAGACUACUUCUGACGAGAUUUCGAAACUUGUUGAGGAUAUCUGUAAAAGAUAUGAGACGCUGAAGGCUGAGGUCACCGAAUCAGAGCAGCUACUACUCGAGCUCGAGGAUAUGAAGAAAGAGCUCCAAGAGCUUGAGAAAUCAGAAGAAGAACCAAAGGAAUCACACGAGACUCUUUCUUUGAAGGAGACCAACGAGCUAUACGUCGGGCUCAAACUUCAAGAGAUGGAAUUAGACGAUGACAUCAAGAAUCUGAGAGACGUUUCGAUUCCCCAGAAAACGCAGGAGCUCGAAAGGCUUACAAAAGAAUUGACCGAUCUCACGAAGCUGAAAAGUCAGCUUGACGAGGCGGCCGAGUUGGCGGUGAAAGUUCGCCAGUCUGAGCUGAAGGAGGGAAAACUCGUUGAGAAGGAGAAUCAAGCGAGAUGGUACACCGAGGUGUACGGCAUUGUCUGCGCACUGUUCAAUAUCGAUGAUGUACAGAUUGAUAAAGCGGCAGAGCAGGUUAUGGUUGCUGGAAAGGACUCAAAGCAGCGCGAGUUAGAGGUGAACCUGAUGUUUACCAAAGGACGAUUCUAUAAUGCGACGAUUUCCACUUCUGCACCAGUUGAUAUCAAGAACGCAGUGGACAAGGCAGUUAAGACUAAUAGUGUACAAGUGUUCAUGGAAGAGCUGCGAGCUACUCUUGACGCGUGA